AGAGAAUGCUGUCAGUGAUCAGGUCAAGGAGGGUCUGAUUGAACUGAAUUGUCACUUCACAUGGAAUCUGAUGUUGGAAGACUUUGGCAUACCUGAUUUGGAAAUGAGGAUCUCUGAGGAGCUUGAGUUUCUAGACAUCAAAAACCAAGUGGGGAUGCUAAACCUCAGGGCCUAUGUGAAUCACCUAAAAGGCCAGCAUGAGGAAGCCUUGCAGAGCUUGAAAGAAGCAGAAGCCUUGAUCCAGGGAGAGCAGGUGGGCAAGAGAAGCCUGGUGACCUGGAGUAACUGUGCCUGGGUGCAUUACCACAUGGGCAGCCUGGCAGAAAUCCAGACCUACCUGGACAAGGUAGAGAACACAUGCAAGGAAUUGGGCAGUCCCUUCCGCUAUAGUAUGGAGUGUGCCGAGAUGGAAUAUGAGAAAGGCUGGGUCUAUCUGAAGAGUGGACGAAAGAAUUAUAUACCAGCCAUGGACUGCUUUGAAAGAGCUCUGAGUGUGGAUCCUGAAAACCCUUUAUACAACCUUGGCUAUGCAGUUGCAGCCUAUCACACAGACUUUGAUGACAAGAAUAUCUCUCUAGAACCCCUAAGGAAGGCUGUCAGUUUAAAUCCAGAAGAUCCGAAUAUUAAAGUUUAUCUUGCGCUGAAGCUUCAGGAUUUAGGAGAAGCAGCUGAAGCAGAAACACACAUUGAAGAAGCCCUCAGUAGCACAUCCUGCCAACACUAUACAUUUCGAUCUAUAGCCAAGUAUUACCGAAGGAAAGGCUACAUAUCCAAGGCUUUCCCUCUGCUACAUAGGGCCUUGCAGGUGUCACCUUCCUCUGGCUACCUGCAUUACCAACUAGGGCUCUGCUACCAUAGACAAGUGAUGCAACUGAGAACAUCCACCGAUAAGGCGGCCCAAAGGCAGGCGGCACAACAGGCCGUUCUUGAAUUUCAAGAGAUUGUGAAACUCAGACCCAGAUUUGAGAUGGCUUAUGUUUGCAUGGCUGAAGUUCAGGCAGAAACUGGCCAACAUGAAGAAGCAGAGGCAAAUUUCCAGAAGGCGCUGAACAUGAAGGAACUGUACAGGAAUCUUGAGUGUCACAAAGAGCAGGAUAUUCAUUUACGCUAUGGCCGUUACCAACACUUUCAUCGGAAAUCAGAGGAUGAGGCGAUCACCCACUACUUAAUAGGUCUUAAACUGAACAAAAAAAACUUUGUCUGGAGGAAUAUACUUGGAAGGUUAGAGAGAAUGGUCACAAGACGUGCUCGCCUGCAUGUUCGAAUUGUGGAGAGCUAUUGCUUGCUGGGCUUCAUCCACAAACUGAAGGGGGACAAGGAAUCGGCCCUGCACUACUAUGAAUUGGCUCUGCAGCUCACAAGGGAAGUGAACCGUCAGUUUUGAGUGCAGCUCCCAUCUGGGAAGUGAAUGUACUCAUAACUGAGGGUUCCCGACCUCCUUUCCAGUUUCUUUCUCCAUCCUCUUUGUCACCCCUCAUUGUGGUGUCUAUUAAGAAUUUGCACCUGCUCACUUACUGACCAGGACUGGCCCCUGCUGAUCUGCAUUCCCUUGAGCUGUGGGGAUCCUAGGACUUCUUUUCCUUAUGUCUGUGUCUUGGGAAUGUAAUUCUUCCAUCACGACCUGCCAGUGUCCUGGACAAAGAGGUCUUCUCCAAGGAAUCUUUUACUUUAGGUCAGCAGAUACUCUUAGUACAUUGCAGUUUCAGAGGAAACCAAGUGAGCAAAAGGGGAGUUUGAAAGAUGAGGGGUCUCACUGUACUGCAGAAUCAUUCACGACUAAUAAGAGUCUUA
Messenger RNA from Peromyscus maniculatus bairdii (prairie deer mouse), 1791 nucleotides. NCBI's taxonomy places the organism in Eukaryota, Metazoa, Chordata, Mammalia, Rodentia, Cricetidae. The record is from RefSeq and is a predicted model, not a curated record.